This is a messenger RNA of Argentina anserina (silverweed cinquefoil), 1071 nucleotides long. RefSeq names its product urease accessory protein G. Bases 31 to 861 code for a protein of 276 amino acids. The record is from RefSeq and is a predicted model, not a curated record. Gene Ontology annotation, molecular function: nickel cation binding; GTPase activity. The transcript has 6 exons. Lineage: Eukaryota; Viridiplantae; Streptophyta; Magnoliopsida; Rosales; Rosaceae.
AGUACCAACCAGUUCAGCAGAGUGUAGUCAAUGGCAGACCACCACCAUCAUGACCAUGAUCACCACCAUCACCAUGAUCAUGAUCACAGCCAUGGGGAUUCAGCAGCAACAAAGUCAUGGACAGGAGCAGAUGGGAAGGUGUACCACAGCCAUGAUGGGCUGGCACCACACUCACAUGAACCCAUCUACUCUCCUGGUUUCUUCAGCAGAAGAGCGCCACCACUCCUCUCCAGGGAUUUCAAGGAAAGGGCUUUCACUAUUGGCAUUGGAGGACCAGUUGGUACUGGGAAAACUGCUCUGAUGUUGGCUCUGUGUAAACUUUUGCGCGACAAGUACAGUCUUGCUGCAGUGACAAAUGAUAUAUUCACCACAGAGGACGGCGAGUUUUUGGUCAAGCAUGGAGCACUUCCUGAAGAAAGGAUACGUGCUGUGGAGACUGGGGGAUGCCCUCAUGCCGCAAUUCGUGAAGACAUCAGCAUAAAUCUAGGCCCUCUUGAGGAGCUUUCUAACUUGUAUAAGGCAGACAUUCUUCUUUGUGAAUCGGGCGGAGAUAAUCUGGCUGCAAACUUCAGCAGGGAGCUGGCCGACUAUAUCAUUUACAUCAUAGAUGUAUCUGGUGGUGAUAAAAUUCCACGGAAAGGUGGCCCUGGAAUUACUCAAGCUGACCUUCUGGUGAUAAACAAGACGGAUCUUGCACAAGCAGUUGGAGCUGAUUUGGCAGUGAUGGAGCGUGACGCUCUUCGAAUGCGAGAUGGAGGGCCAUUUGUCUUUGCUCAGGUGAAGCACGGGCAAGGAGUUGAGGAAAUUGUGCACCACGUAUUACAGGCUUGGGAACGAGCAACAGGGAUGAAGCGCCACUGAGCCGCCUGAAGCUUUUUUACCGUUUUUGGUUUCUGCAUGUUUCUUCAAAUCUUUCUCUACAUCUUAGAAUAAACGUGUAGAAGUUUUGCACUAGCUUUCACUGUUUAGUGUCGCCAUAUUUGAGUCUGCAUUCGAUGCUCUAGUCCGGUGAUAGGAUGAACCUCGACCUGUAAACCUUGCAUUAUCUAUAUGAAUAAAACCAUUUCUACA